Protopterus annectens (West African lungfish) is the source of this 6718-nucleotide messenger RNA. RefSeq names its product sentrin-specific protease 1-like. The record is from RefSeq and is a predicted model, not a curated record. NCBI's taxonomy places the organism in Eukaryota, Metazoa, Chordata, Ceratodontiformes, Protopteridae. Gene Ontology annotation, cellular component: nucleus. Gene Ontology annotation, biological process: protein desumoylation. Gene Ontology annotation, molecular function: deSUMOylase activity.
CCAUCCCUUAUUCUUUUUCGUGUUGGUCCUUAGCAGCGGCGUUUCUCCAUGUGACGUAACUUGUGUAUUAUGGUUUGCUCUCUUCGGGGGAAAACCAGAUGGAGUUUUAGUCACAUGUUUGUCUUCAUUUCUGUCUCGCAGCAAUUCUAGCCGUUGUUACUGGAGAUCUGCGAUCGCCAUGUUGUCUAUGUUUGAAUUAGGAGGGAGCGGGAGAGGAAUCCAACAAUUGGUUCUGUUAACUUGAAAGUUGUAAUCCUCAGGGAUAAACAGAGCAAGCAUUCCGAGCGGGAAACUCUGGAAGUCCCCGAGUGUACUUCGGCCAAUGCAACAGACAUAAGUGCUGCACCCUGUUGUUUGUUAGCCGCAUCUUAUCUUAUGAGAAAGCAUGUUAAGUAAAUGGUAUGAGUGGUUCCUUACCCUAAGGACCAACCGCAGUGGAACGGAUAAUGGCAAUGAUAUAGGAGAUCCAGCCCCUUCUGGUAACUCCGUUUUAGGAAGAAAACGUCCUAGAACCAGGAGAAUUUGUGGACACAGUGAAGGUUGCAGCAGUGGAGGUGAAAGAGAAGACCAGCACCUUAAUGACAUGGAUGAAAAGCAGAAGUCCCUCUCUAAGUUCUCUACUUUCUUCUCUGCCAAUCCAGCUAAUGAGACCAACGCUAGACAGCUCUCCUUCUCAAAUGAUACAGAGUUUACUAAACAGACCCACGUCUCAAGAUGGAUCAGUAACUUGUGUUGCAAGGGAUCCGAUUAAACAGCAGCAGUAUCACUGCAAAGUUGUUACAGAAUUUUUUAAAUCAGACCGAAGUCCACCACAGGAGGACACCAGUUUGUUGUUCCGACGACCAAGGAUUCCUCCAGAAAUACAGAAUAAAAAGGAGCUCAGUAUGACUACAGCUGUACCAGAAGCACCAGCACUUGGAAGAAGCUUACGUCUUGAAGCUUGGAAAACUGAGAGUGGAAAUUUGAACGCAGUUGCAGGCAAGCAAAAUCACCAGAUGUACAAGUCUGUAUAUGAAAAAACAUUUCCAAUCAUUUCUGUUAAGAGAAGCCGCUCUUGUGGAGCAUUAAGUCCAAGAAAAUCUCAAAAGAGACAUUGCAGCACAGCUGAAGAGACAAUCCGACAUGAAGAAAAGGAAUUGUAUAAGCAGUUGUUGCAGAUGGUGUCUAAUAACCAGUUUCCUGAAUCUCGAGCUGUCUCCCCAGUUUCUGUGAUACAAUCUCCACGAGAUCAGACCAGUUGUAUUGCAUCUCCUUGCUUAUUUAAAAAAACACCUUCUUUGGAUGACCAGUCUUCUGAGGGUCAUGAAAACAGCUUAGAGACUUUUACUCCCAACACUUGCAAUGUUGAACUUUUUCCAUGUCGGACAGGUAGUCCAUGCCAUGUGGAAUCUGACACAAUUUCAGACUCCAGCAUUACAUCUGCCCAGCAUGAUCCAUUACUGUCUUUGGAUAUGCAGUCCACAGCAUCAGAUUCAGAUUCUGUUAUUGUCAUCAAGGUGAAAGAUGCCCCAGCAGAGGAAAGCACAAGCAUGCCUUAUUUUAGGGCAGAACAGUGGAUCAAAGAACUAACCAGUAUGUAUGAUUCACGGGCUCGGCAGAGACAAAAACAGAUAGAAGAACAGGAGGCAUUAGCACUUCGCCUUCAAAAACAGAGACUGGAAGAAGAGGAACCUCGAAAACAUAGGUCAGUUGAACUGAAACUCCGGGUGCCUUUGGAAAAAGAGAUUCCUGCUACAAUACGUGAAGAAGAAAGAAAAAAGGAGGAAAAACCCAGACAAGAGGAGGAAUUUCCUGAACUUACCGAAAAGAUGGAGGCAGAAAUACAGAAAGCUUUUAACUCAGGGAAUCAAGAUGAAGUUCUCAGUGAUGCCUUCCGGUUAACAAUAACCAGAAAAGAUAUUCACACACUUAAAAACCUCAACUGGCUCAAUGAUGAGAUUAUCAAUUUUUAUAUGAAUAUGCUGGUGGACAGAAGUACAAAUAAGAUGCUACCAAAAGUGCACGCAUUUAACACAUUUUUCUUUCCAAGACUAAAAUCUGCAGGUUUUCAAGCUGUGAAAAGGUGGACCAAAAAAGUGGACAUUUUUGCAGUGGACAUUCUUCUGGUUCCUGUUCAUCUAGGAGUUCACUGGUGUUUAGCGGUUGUGGAUUUCAGAAAAAAGUCAAUUGAGUAUUACGAUUCCAUGGGUGGAAGUGGUGCUGUAGCUUGUAGUUUAUUGCUGCAGUACUUAAAGCAAGAAUGCCAGGAUAAGAAAGGAAAACCAUUUGAAUCAAAUGGUUGGAAGUUGAGCAGCAAAAAUAGUCAGGAAAUCCCUCAACAGAUGAAUGGAAGUGACUGUGGCAUGUUUGCCUGUAAAUAUGCAGAUUACAUUACCAGAGGCUGGCCAAUCACAUUUAGUCAGAAACAUAUGCCGUACUUCAGGAAGAGAAUGGUUUGGGAAAUACUGAAUCAAAAACUGCUAUGAUCUAGUGGUACUAGUCCAAUAGUACUGCCAUAUUACCUUUUACAAUAUUUUACUGUCUGGAACUUAACAUGUUGCAUAAUGCAAUGAAGACAUUUGGAAUACUAUAUAGCCAAGAAGAAAAUCCUUUAAUUAGAUUACGGGUUAUGUCUGUAAAUUGGAGUCAGCAUGUUUUGUUACAAAACCUGAAUGAUCUACUUCAUUACAUGCAACUUAUGGCACGUCACUACAGUAAAAGUCUUGUGAAGAGUGUCAAUCUUAAAAUGCCAAAAGGGACCUUUCCACAUAUCAAUGGACUAGAUGAGCACUUUGACAGUUUUGUAUGUGUUUUAACGUAAACGUUGCUGCAGAAUUUCAUGUAUACAUUUUUAAAGCACUGGUUUAUGACUCUGCACUCCACGUGUUUAAUUUACUGGCCACACUGCCUCUGAACAAACCAAUGAGUUGUAGCUGCUUCAUACAAACCAAAUGAAGAGGUACCCUUAUUUGAAUUAUAUGAUGACCCCACCACCAAGACGCCUUUUGUGAUACGCCAUACAGAUCUCUUUUCUUCAUUAAACAGUGGUUUAAACAGGCAAAGAAAAAAAAUGAACUUUUAGUUUGCUUAGUAUAAUACUUACUGUUUCUGAACAGCUGGCCAUAUUGCACUGACUUGAGUCUGUCAUUGUUAAACCGCAUGUUGCUGUAUUUGCUUGUCAUUCAGCUCAUUUUUCUUGUUGCCUUUCUAUCAAAGUGCAGUCCCAGUCUUUAAUGGAAUUCCCUAUGUUGUAAACUUCUUGGCUCUCAUGUCCUUUUCAUUCUUCCUCACUGAUGGGUUAAGGAUCCAACUCUUCCAUAUUUUCCAGACUUUAAAUUCCAGUCUUGAGCUCCUUCCUCCCUCUUCCCAUAAUGUGCUACACUAUCUCUAAUUCCUCAGAUUUCGUUUGCUGCCAGAUGUGGUAAGAUGGAAGAUUGCAAAAUCUGGAGCUGCAAGGAGUUAAAAUUUCUAUAUUUUUCUCUCUUAUCUAAUAUUGUUAAUAAAGAUGAAUAAAGCAUUGGGGUUUCUUAACAGUUCUUACUGAAUUUUGUGUUUUUUCUGGCAACCUUUUGCCACAGUCUGUAAGGCGAGAUCAUUGAAUGAUUGGGACUUCAGAGCAACUUGCCUUCUACACUUCUGUGCCUCAGCAAUGUUUCCUAUAGGGGGCUCAGCUACCUUCUCUGAAAUAACAAAACACUAAAAUGGAUCCCCCCUUGGAUCCAGAGUUACUAGCACAAUCUUCAGAUCCCAAGUUCUCCUCUGAUCUGAAAGGUCUGUCUCAUAAAGUUUCUCAACUUCCUACAGUCUUCUCUGAAAUUAAGUCUCUGGAUUCGAUUGACUGGAGCUCUUCUUAGGAGGCAUAAACUUUGGCCUGCCUCCUUGGAUCAGAAGCAAAGGAAAAAAACAUUUUUCUGAUCCGGUCUGCUCAGAUACUUUGCUUCUUGAAUCCUAACCACAGGAUCCAAUUAAUAACAUAUUGCCCAGAAACAGUUGAACUAUUCUCAGAUCCGGUGCUUUCGGAUCCAGAACCGUUGGGCAAAUUUCUCCUUAGAUCUGAAGUUUCGAAUCCGACAUAUAACAAAUCGUCCAGAGGGAGAAGAGUUAUACUCUGUUCUGGUGCCUUCGGAUCCAGAACUGUUAGGCAAAUAGUUCUCUACUCGGAUCCGAUAUAUAACAAGUCACCCACAGAGAGCUGAGCUAUGCUCUAAACUGGUGUCUUCAGAUCUUGGAUUUUUGUCUGAACUUAGUUGUUUUUUUUUUUUUUUUUUUUGAUCCGAUGGUUUCACUUUUUGUUGCCUUCAGCUUCCAUAUAAAAAUAUAUAUUUUAGUCCAAAUGCCUAAUAACACACAUUCUGUUAUUCUAGCUACUUUCUAAGCUCAUAACUUGCACCCUUGUUCCCCAUCAUAUAAGGUUUUGUUCAGAUUUCUUGAGCUGACAGGUUGAGAAGUAUGGCUUUCCUUUUUCUUUUCGAGAGGCAUAGUAGCUCGGUCUGUGCUGUAGGCAGGGAUUGUGCUCCAACUUCCUGACGCUGCCUGGGUAGACUUGGAAUGUUUUCCUCAUGUCUGUAUGUUCUCAACAAGCAUGCUGUCAUGGCAGCAUGAAGUUGCUCUCUGAGACUGGUUCUUCCUUUCUGGCCCAGUGUACAGGUUUACCUCUGAGAUUUGCAUCUGGUCCUAAUUUACAAACCCCUACAUAGUUCACUGUGGAGUCUCUUUCCUCUCCCUAGCACUACUGCUCAGGAUCUAACCUGUCCUUUUUUCCUAAGAAUUUUCAGCUUGACACGGUGAUAGAUCUCUCUCUCUCUCUCCCUCCUUUGUUUUUCAGUGGCCAGGACUUGCUUUAAACUGAAGUGACCAUUUAUUUCAUUUGUAAUAUUUCCAAGGUUUUUUUCCCUCCAGAAUACGUGAGCAGAAGAUCUCAUUCUCACUCCUCCACUGGGCCUCUCACAGAGGAAAGAAAGAUUCUCCAGGCUUUUCCAGAUAGUGUCCCCUUCCCUUAUCCCCCACUGGAACACAACAGUCUCGCUGGAUAUUAUGGUAGUGGCCUGUGUCACAGUAUGAGAAUUGCUGAUCAAUUUCUGUUUGCCCUUCCCUCUUCCACACAUUCAGAACUAUUAACAUUUUUUUGGGACUGACCGAGAUCACCUUAGAUACUCCUGUGCUGAAGUUGUUUACUGCCAGCACACUUCUAUAGGCCGUAGAAGACUGUAAAAUAAAACUUCCUUACUUUCAUCAGUUUGUGUCUAUGGAGGGAAACCAAAAUGCCUUCCAUACAGCUGAUCCAGGUAUCCCCUUAAGAAACAUGCAUACAUACUGCUGUAAUAUUUCAUGGAUCCCCAAUACUUCCCUUACCUCUUCUUAGUGGAGAUUCAUUAAGUAUUUUUCUAAUUCGUCCUUCGACUCCAGGUCUUUGGAAGAUGUCAGGAAGUUCUUUCCUCAACCAACUACUCCAUCGCCCUUUUUGAAUACUUUGAUUUGUCUCAUCCCUCAUAUAGAGGAAAGCACCUUUCAACUGAUUAGCCCAGACUCCACCAUUUCCAGACUUUCUUGCAUGAUGCUAUGAUAUUUUGGGUAACUCCUUUAGGCAUCUUUGUUUAAUGUCCCCCCUUGAUGACUCCUCCUUCUGUAGGGCAUUCGUGAAUUAUCUGUUCAUCUCCAGCUAACAAAACAAGAAAGCCAAGACCCUACAUGCGUCUGGAAUCAAAGCCUUUCUUCUUCCCUUCACAUACAUUUUCAGCAAGGCUAUAAGAAUAUGUGCCUAGAAAGGAGGAGUCCACAAAAACAUGUUUCUAUGUGCUCCUCCUUUGAUAGAUCCUAUCAGCAUCCUAAUGCCCUUCAGGGCUGCCAAUGUCUUGAAAAUUUUGGGGGUUAGGUUUCCCCUCCAUCUGGACACCUGGAGUAAUUUAACAAACAAUUCCGGUCGUGCCAAAAAUAGGUUGAUAAUCCCUUUCUUCCCUUUUAUCUGUAACAAAAAGAGAUCUCAGGAUCCACGUCUUUUUCUAUAUAAUUAUUCUAAAUGUUAAUGUAAGUAAUCUAAAUUCUGGAUGCUUUACAUUUCAGUCCAUCCUGUCUCUUCUGCGCAAGCUUUAACAAAGGUGUCCCAUAUGCUUCUAAGGUGCACAAUUCCACAUUAAAAUAGAGGGGUGUUCUGCAGUCAUUGAGAGCUAGUUACUAUCCAGUUUACCUCCUUUACCUUCACCACGGCCUCCAGGGACUUUGCUUAAUGCUGAGUAGUUGAGCUGAAUCGCAUAUCACUAGAAAGGCUACUACUGUGGUCAUAUACUAUGGGUAACAUUUCACUUCUGUCACCUAGUAUUGUCUACUAGCCAGGGUUUACUUAUUGUUUGUAGAUUCCUAAUUCCCUGGGCAUUACGAAAAUGUAGUCAAGUCAAAACCGAUAAAAUUAUAUUAAAACUAUUUUCUGCACAGAAUCGUGUUUUUUUUUUUCAUAGGAACUGAAAUGGGUAGUACUGCUUAAUUAGGUUUUCAAGUUGAGAAUACAGGCAUAAACUGCUGCUGUUAGAUUCUGAAUCGAUGUCCGCUCCAAUUACUUUUUAGUUCUUCUGACUACCUUUCUGUAGACUUUGGCAGUACAAUGGUCUAUUCUUUACCAGUCUUUAUCUUUCCCCUCAACAUACCUCUGAUUUGGCAAACAUUAUAUUUGUUAGUGUUUGCAACCAUCAAACUAAAACAAUGAGUAACAAGGACACACAGACAAAACCAAUCAGUAAAAACUAAA